Molecule: messenger RNA, 1341 nt
Organism: Triticum aestivum (bread wheat)
Lineage: Eukaryota; Viridiplantae; Streptophyta; Magnoliopsida; Poales; Poaceae
Exons: 5
Coding region: 71-829 (252 amino acids)
Source: RefSeq, a predicted model, not a curated record
CGGCCCGUGAGCACGGCUGAUUUUUCUCCCCUAUACAGCGCACUGCUCGGUCUCCUAAGUCUUCGCUGUAAUGGAUUGGGUGCAAGGAGGCGAGUCAAUGGCGCCGGCGCUCGCCGCACCGGGAAUCUCCCCGGCGGCCGACUGCAGAUCCAACCAAGCCGCCGGCGACCCGUCCUCCGCAGUCAGGCCGAUCGAUGGAGGGUUGUCGGGGUCGGAUCUAUCGUGGCGUCCAGCCAUCCAGGAUAUCGCGCGAGUCCCAGACGAAACGUCAUUCUCCAAUGCGCACAUAGGGCUAGUAACGCCUCCGGCCACACUGAAGGGCGCGAAUGCAUGCACCUACAGCUCAUAUUUUAAUCCAGAUGUACGUGAUGAUGAUUCUGGAAACGUUAUAGUUGUGCCUGGAUGGAAGAAACGGAAUGUUGGGGCUAAUGGCCCUGACACGAGGACACCUCCGUCCACAAAGACGGCCAUCGAGCGACGUCUGCUCGAAAUGAAUGAUCGUAGAGGCAGUGAAAUCUUCGAACCAGUGGUCGGAACCGACUUCGACUCAUGUCAAGAAGCAUAUGAUUUCUACAAUUUGUAUUCGUGGGAGCACGGAUUCGGCAUUCGGUGUGGCAGAAGCAGAGUUAACACAAACAAAUACAAGUUGAUGCACGAACUUGUUUGUCAAUGCGCGGGCAAGAAUGACAAAGAAAACUCGUCAUCAUGCAAGAUCGAUUGCAAGGCCAUGGUGAGAUUGCUGCGUACCAAGGAUCAUGAAUGGUACGUCAGUAUGUUUGUCAAGGAGCACAACCAUCGUUUGUCGGUUGGAUACGAUGCAAAACUCUAGUGGAAUUCACACGAUUUCAUAGACCCCGUUUCAUUUGACUUCAUCAAGAAUCUUCGAAGCAAUAAUGUCAGUGUUGGCAAGGUUUAUAACAUUUUGUGUGGAGCAGAAUGGAUUUCCCCGGCUGCCCGGCGCUGGAUUUCCCCGGCGGCCCGCCCGUCCCGGCGACUCCUCUUUCACCAGCCAUUCCUGCCUCCCGCAAGGAUUUGGCUUCAGUUCAUGCUCUGCCUUCCUUGGAUCCCCCUCCCCCGACGCCUAGCAUGCUCCUAGAGGUACGAGUGGGGGCGCAGAAAGACCUUUGUCACGGGCCGCCUCCCCCCGUGUCCGAUAGUGUCUGAACUUUUCUCUAGCUGAACAGUACCCUAUGCUAUGAAGUAGGCAUAUCACGGGCGACGGGUACUACUAACCCACCCGAUGUAACCGUGGCCUGGCCAUCUUACGGUAAAGGCUGACGCAUAUCCCGAUGUAUAUGGACGACCCGGAUAAGAGGGCCGGGGUGCAGCUGUUCUAUUUUA